AUGGCGGAUGCACCAACUUGGAACUCCAACCUCCAUUCCUUGCUUUCCCUCUCUUUUGAAUUUCUGAUUAAGAUUAGUGAAAAGUUUGGACAGUGUAACAACCAAAAUGUUUAUGCAGAUAAUGAAGAUGAUGGACAGCAGCAGUCAGAAUCACAAGUGCAGUCCCCAUCUGCGAAUGGAAUUUCUGAUUCUGGUAUUAGUACCCAGAAUCUCAAUGUACAGUAUGCAACACCUGGACAGCUUGGAACUGGGCAUGCAAUGGUACCACCUGUGUAUCCAUAUCCAGAUCCUUACUAUAGAAGCAUCUUUGCUCCUUAUGAUACUCAAUCUUAUCCCCCGCAAGCCUAUAGUGGACAGCCAAUGGUCCAUCUUCAGUUAAUGGGAAUUCAGCAAGCUGGUGUUCCUCUGCCAACUGAUGCAGUUGAGGAGCCCGUGUUUGUCAAUGCAAAACAAUAUCACGGUAUAUUGAGACGUAGACAAUCCCGUGCAAAAGCUGAAUCAGAAAAUAAAGCUAUAAGGAAUAGGAAGCCAUACUUGCAUGAAUCUCGACACAUGCACGCACUGAGAAGACCAAGAGGAUGUGGUGGUCGGUUUCUGAAUUCAAAGAAAGAAGAGAAUCAGCAUAAUGAUGUUGCAUCAGCUGAUAUAUCACAAUCGAAUAUCAAUCUCAAUUCUGAUAAAAAUGAUCACACGUCGUCAGAUAGGACAUCCUAA
Sphenostylis stenocarpa is the source of this 714-nucleotide messenger RNA. The record is from the annotation of a GenBank genome assembly. NCBI's taxonomy places the organism in Eukaryota, Viridiplantae, Streptophyta, Magnoliopsida, Fabales, Fabaceae.